Molecule: messenger RNA, 837 nt
Organism: Sabethes cyaneus
Lineage: Eukaryota; Metazoa; Arthropoda; Insecta; Diptera; Culicidae
Product: histone H4
Exons: 1
Coding region: 1-312 (103 amino acids)
Biological process (GO): nucleosome assembly
Cellular component (GO): nucleosome
Molecular function (GO): protein heterodimerization activity; DNA binding; structural constituent of chromatin
Source: RefSeq, a predicted model, not a curated record
AUGACUGGCCGUGGUAAAGGAGGAAAAGGACUCGGAAAGGGGGGCGCCAAGCGUCAUCGCAAGGUUCUUCGUGAUAACAUCCAGGGUAUUACCAAGCCCGCUAUCCGUCGUCUGGCUCGUCGUGGAGGUGUCAAGCGUAUCUCUGGUCUGAUCUACGAGGAAACCCGAGGCGUGCUGAAGGUAUUCCUGGAAAACGUCAUCCGUGAUGCUGUAACCUACACCGAACACGCCAAGCGAAAGACCGUCACCGCCAUGGAUGUUGUCUAUGCUCUGAAGCGUCAGGGACGCACAUUGUACGGAUUUGGAGGUUAAAUAAUUAGGACUGCUUACAAAAAAAGGCCCUUAUAAGGGCCACAAUACGAUGAAUGAAGGUUUUAAUUGAAGUUUGCUCCGUUGUUAUGGAAGUAACAGUUUACGAUUUUAGAGCAUAAAUUUGAAAGAACAUUUUCAAUUCAAGGCGUUUGAUUUUUUAUUGUGUCUGUAUCAGUCAAUAAAAUUAAAAUAUUAACUUUAAUUGACUAUAGGUUUACAUAGUCAUAGCUAAAUCGGUUAGAGUAAACACCGGUGCAUCGGGUGUUAUGCUUACUCUCACUAGUAUCCCGAAGCUCUUGGCUGUCAUAACAUAACAAGAUUACAGUGUACGAGAUGAUUGUCGCUCCAGUUGUAAAUUAUGCUAUAUGCCAGUGUGUGGGCCUCAUGUGAAAAGGCGAAAAAUAGGAUACUGUGAAACAUCCUUAACCUUUCAACACAAGGAUCUCUAACCUACGCCGAGCUAGUGGGUAUAAACAAAUUUAAAAUGUUAUUUAACACAAAGUAAACAUAAAUAUCAAUUCAUUG